This is a messenger RNA of Hevea brasiliensis (rubber tree), 992 nucleotides long. RefSeq names its product E3 ubiquitin-protein ligase ATL41. The transcript has a single exon. The record is from RefSeq and is a predicted model, not a curated record. Lineage: Eukaryota; Viridiplantae; Streptophyta; Magnoliopsida; Malpighiales; Euphorbiaceae. Bases 132 to 785 code for a protein of 217 amino acids.
ACUCCAACAGACUUUUCACACGCAGAUUUCAACAGUUCACAUUGUCAUACGUAAACAAUUAAUACAUGCUUGACUUCAAUGAAAAUUUAGAAUGAUCAAACAAAUUCUAUAGCCAGCAAUUAACCAUAACCAUGGGUUCCAAGGACGAUGAUAAAGAUGAACUUGGAGAUAGCCAGAAGAUCAUGCUCGCGGCGAUCUUUUCUUUAUUCGCGGUGGUGUUGCUGAUAGUUUUUCUCCAACUUUACUGUAGAUAUCUCCUAAACCGCCAAGAAAGGAGGCGACGCUCCGCCCUUCAUCGCCAAAACAGGCAAAUUGGACCAGAUAUGGAGUCUAAUGUUACCGUCGAACCACCUAAGGUAGGGCUUGACCCUUUGAUCGUAGCCUCGUUUCCGACGGUUGCAUAUAAGCCGACCAACCAGCAAGAGCUUAACCACGGUGAACCCAUAGAGUGCUCAGUUUGCUUGGGAACCAUAGUGGAAGAUGCCAUGGUUAGGAUUUUACCAAACUGUAAGCACAUGUUUCAUGUAGAGUGCAUUGAUAUGUGGCUCGGAUCAAACACUACUUGUCCAAUAUGUCGCACUGUGGCUGAGCCAAGGGUCCAGCCAGUGGAAAGAGAGUUGGGUAGUAGUGAGGUUCAGGCCCAGGUCCAACCCUCAGCUCCACCCUUGGCCGGUGGAUCAGGAUCUCUAUUUGGCUCUUUUCGAUGGAUGGUUACUAGGGAGAGAUCGUCAAGAGCUCGAAGCUGUGGAGAUGAAGUUGGCGUGGAAGAUCUGGAAAGGGUGUGAAUGUUUAUGUACGUGGGAUUAUGGUAAAUAUUGUAGUUUUCAAAGAAUGGUUCUUAAUCAUAGUUUUGCUAUAAUAUUUCUGGUUCUGUAUUUCUUGAGAAUAUUUUUCUGGUUCUGGUCAAGGGAUUGAGAUUGCUGUUGCAGCUUUUGGUUUAACUGGAUUAUAAUUUUGCUAUUCAUUAUAAAAGUAUACACUUAUUUUAAUUA